Messenger RNA from Erpetoichthys calabaricus (reedfish), 1869 nucleotides. It is a transcript of the gene orc6, whose product is annotated as origin recognition complex, subunit 6. Gene Ontology annotation, molecular function: DNA binding. NCBI's taxonomy places the organism in Eukaryota, Metazoa, Chordata, Cladistia, Polypteriformes, Polypteridae. Gene Ontology annotation, cellular component: nuclear origin of replication recognition complex. Bases 120 to 893 code for a protein of 257 amino acids. Gene Ontology annotation, biological process: DNA replication; DNA replication initiation. The record is from RefSeq and is a predicted model, not a curated record. The transcript is spliced from 7 exons.
CUCUACCAAAGAGAGAGGCGGAGAUUGACGUGAAGUUACCGCGAAAUUCCUGUGAUCGCUCAGCAAUUGUUUUAAGAAACUUUGAUUAUUCUACGUGUUUGAUCCAAGACUUCAAGGACAUGGAACAAGAACUGAUAAAGCGUCUGGCAACUAAAAUGGGAAUUGGUUCUGCGAAUGUUAUCACAAAAGCAGAAGAAUAUCAUCGGCUUUCGCAGGUCAGGUGUAUGGCGCUGUCUACCCACACGACAGCAACGAGUGACGCGGUGAUGUGCCUGGAACUGGCGGCGCUGCGAAUGAAGCAACCGGUGGACAAAGAUUAUGUGGUCAAACUGUCUGGAUUAAAUAAAAAGAUAUACCAGAAUCGCCUAAGGUCCCUGGAGAUGAUGCUGGGUUUGAAUUCACAGACUGGAAUCCGAGACCUGGCAGUUCAGCAUGGCUGUAUGGAGGCAAUAAAUAUGGCUGUGGAGAUCCUGCAGAGGUAUGAAUCAAGUUUGAGUGAAGCACAACAGAAUGAUCUUGACCUGUCAAGGCCUCUCUUUACCACAGCGGCGCUCUUCACGGCAUGCAAAUGUAUGAAAAUGAAAGCUGACAAGACAAAAUUAGUAGCAGCAUCUGGAGCAAAAAAAGGCAUCUUUGACCGACUCUGCACCCUGAUGGAAAAAUUUGGACAGCAGCGAUGCAGUGAGCUUGAAGCAGAGAAAAAAACAGCAAAACCAGUAAGCAAGAGACAACAAACAUUUCCAGACAGCCCAUUGGACAAUGAAGGUGAAGGGAUAACAACCAAACAAAAGCAGCAGAAAACUGAAGUGGUGGGGUCCACCAAGCCAGACUAUGAGGAGUGGAAGCGAAAAAUACUUGCAAAUGCAGAGAAAGCCCGGAAGGCAGAUGUAUAGCACCUCAGAAAUGACUAAAGCUGUGACAGAGCUCCAUUAUGUGAUUAUGAAAGCAGAAAAAUGUGUUUUUAAGCCACAGCUUUUUAUAUUCUCAUACGUUGUGUGUUUUUUUACUUAAGUAUAUGGACUCUUCAAAAGGUAACGUUUUGUGUUACACUUUUAGGAAAUUUUAUUUAUAUUGAUAGCUUGAUUUAUGAUGUAAUAGAUCAGUAGACAAAAUCUUUACUAAAUUCAAAAUUUACAUAAAACUAAACAUGUAAUGAAUGAGUAAGGAGGAAAAACUUCAUAAUGUACUUCACUUGUUGUGUCUCUCAGGAAUUCCGAAAUACUGAACAUUUAAUAGGGAGUGAGUGCAAAAGGCUCCGUCAUUCCCAUGGUACGGUCUAACAGCUGGCCAGCCUCUGCUCUGGUCGCAAGUGGAGCGCAAUGGCAAGGUACAGCCAGGAAAGUUGAUUUGUUUGAAUGAAAUGGCAAAAUAAUAUUCAUGUUGAUUAAUGUUGGUUAUUUUUAAAAAUUUACCAGUGCAUUUCUAAAAUCUGUGCAUCCAUUUUAAAGUAAAAUUUUGCUAAUUACCAUCAAGCUGUGGAGAUAUAAAGCAGUAACAACUUGCGAACUCAGUUUAAGUGAGUAGAAACAUUGUUUUAUAUUAUAAGCAUCCACAGAGACAUAAAAUGAGAACACAAUUCUGUUGUUACUUUUUUUUUAUUCCAGUAAAUAGCUUUUACUAUAUGAUACUGGGUGGGAACCUGCUGCCAAAAAUAUUUAAUAUAGAAUUAAUCAUGACCAGUUUAAGAUAAAUGGAUAUUGUACUUGGUGCGCCUUGGAAGUGGCCAGGACUUACUGAGUUAUAAUGGGAUCAUCAAAUUGGGCUGCUGUUAAUAAAAAUUACAAGUGAGAGAAGUUUGCCAUGAUGCACAAUUGCAGGUUAACUCUGCCACAUCUCUUAUUGUAACGUUAAGUGUACUCAUUUUACCUG